GGUUGAGCUCUUGCUGCUUCAGCUGUCACCACUGAGGUAUAAUAAGAACGGCUGUCACUGUGCUCAACCCCCUUUCUUUCUCUUCUCAUGCUGAGGGAACAUGGGGUUGAUCACCGGAGUUAUUGCUUUCUUUUACCACUUACCUCAAAUAUACAAAUGGCUAUUCAAGCCUUAUUACAUCUUGUCUAUAUUGAUGUCCUCCGCAUUCCUCAUACUUCGCAAGUGUCCGGGACUUUGCGAAAACCUCAACACAGAACGGGAGGACGGGAACCCAUGCGACUUUGACUGGAGAGAAGUGGAGAUUCUUAUGUUUCUCAGUGCGAUUGUCAUGAUGAAAAACAGAAGAGCCAUCACAUUAGAGCAGCAUGCAGGGAACCUGUUUAUGUUCAGUAAGGUGGCCAACGUCAUCCUCUUCUUCAGGCUGGACAUCAGACUGGGCAUCUUCUACUUCGCUCUGUGUAUUGCAUUCGUCAUGACCUGUAAACCGCCACUCUACAUGGGCCCAGAGUACAUCAAGUACUUCAGUGAAAAGACCAUAGAUGAGGAGCUGAAUCAUGAUACUCGCGUGACGUGGAUCGUUGAGUUCUAUGCUAACUGGUCUCCCGAGUGCCAGUCCUUCGCCCCCGUCUUUGCCGACCUUUCCCUCAAGUAUAACUGUGCAGGACUGCGGUUUGGGAAGAUAGACGCUGGCCGGUACGGAGAGGUGGCUCAGAGGUACAAGGUUAGCACCUCCCCUCUGGCCAAGCAGCUCCCCACAUUGGUGCUUUUCCAGUCAGGGCGGGAGGUCAUGAGACGUCCAAUGGUGGACAAUAAGUGUCGAGCAGUGUCCUGGACUUUCAACGAGGAGAACAUCAUCCGCGAGUUCAACCUGAACGAGCUCUUCGAGGCAUCAAAGAAGAUAAAGGGUCGUGGCGAGAACAGCCCCUUACCACCAGAGGGCAGCGAAGAGCCUCAACCUGAACCGGACACCCCAGCAGAGAGCAAGAAAGACCAGUAGCGACCAAGGGAGAACAGGGACUAGAUUCCUCUACCAGUCGUGCACACAGUUCAGAAUGAGCCAUCUAAAACGGAAACAUCUAACCGUCCUAAUUAUUGAUGCCUUAAGGUCCAAUGCAGCAGUUCAAUAGAUUAAGAUUAUUCUGCGUAACAAUGAAGUACCUAAAUUGUGAUCAAUUUAAAACAAAAUGGUUUUAAAAAAAGAAACAAAAAGCAAAAUUCUUGCUUGAGAAAUGACUUUCUGGGAGUGGUUUGAGUGGGGAAGGGGAAAACUAGUUAUUGGUAGAGGUUUGGAACUAAUUUAGCACAUGGUGAUGUCACCAUGGAAGGACAAAUUCCCUCCCAUCAAAACAGGCUGAAAUUACAGUAAUUAUUUUCAAACAGCUACACUAAAAGGGCAUUGACAUUAUUUUCACAAUAUUAUUCCAACCUCCGUGUGGAAAUAUAAAACACAGGAAAAUCAAGUUGGAUUGCACUGGGCCUUUAAAUGAUUUAAAUGAAAAUGCCUUACUACCAUCUCACUCAUUCAUCCAUAUUAGUUAUUCUGUGACUUUCAGUCCACUUGUUUUUUCAUGUCCUGCUGCUUUUUGGGUCAUAUUUUUCAAGACCAAAGAAUGAAUUCAAACUGACAGUUUGUAGGCUAUAAUCUGUUCUGCCAAAAGUGAAAUAAAACUGUUCAAUGCUCUGAGA
Molecule: messenger RNA, 1686 nt
Organism: Oncorhynchus mykiss (rainbow trout)
Lineage: Eukaryota; Metazoa; Chordata; Actinopteri; Salmoniformes; Salmonidae
Product: thioredoxin-related transmembrane protein 2-B
Biological process (GO): brain development
Cellular component (GO): membrane-bounded organelle
Molecular function (GO): disulfide oxidoreductase activity
Source: RefSeq, a predicted model, not a curated record